CGCUGAACGCGGAAGAGGCGGCGGCGCGAGGACGGCUCGGCUUUGCCCAUAUAUAGUCAAGACCGUUCGCGCUCGAUCAGACCUGCGCGCACACGCCCGACCGGAAGUGACGUGGCCCGGGAGCCCGUGAACGACGAUGGUGUGCCUUGUGUUGCCACUAAGCAUCACGUCCAUCUGGGAUACUUGAUUCUGAAUGGACAAUCACAGCAUUCAGCAAACUCAUAUUUCAGAAGAACAUGACCAUCUCUCAUGGCAACUCUGUCCUGCUGUGUUCUGUCUCUCUUUUAGUUUCUAUGAAUAGCUUAAAGAUCAAUAUCUCAUGUGCACGGUUUUAUGUAUUUGGUACUGGCAGCCAUAAGUGGGAUAUAAUGUACGUUCAGCUGAUCAAUAUUGUAAAAUAACCCACCGGGAUGAUAUAAGACUCCCGGACCACACUGUACUGAUUGUGAUGAUUCAUUGCAAGUAAUAAAGGAAAUGCAUGUGAUGAGUUCAUUUUAGCAGACUCAUAACCGGCUGAUAUCAACAUAAGAGUCAUACUUCAUUUCAUAUAAAUGAAACAAUAAAGAUUUAGUGCUGUCCAGUCGUAUGUUUACCUGUAUGUUGACUGAAUUAUCAGCUAGAAUAACUCAAACCAUUGCUAGAUUGCUUCUAGAUUUGCAACUUUACACUGAAAAGGCGGCACUAAAGCGAUUUAAUGCUGUUCAGAGGUGACAUAAAGGCAUUUACACGGCAAGUACAGCUCUAUACUUUAAUACUAGCGGGUCAGAGAAGUCUGCAAUGAUUGCUGCAUUACGAAACACUGGGUUUUGAGCAGAAAUAAGCAGCCUGUGUAGAGAUGUGUUUAUAUCACACUAAACAAAACACAUUUCUGUCUUGACAUGCAGUGAAACUCCCAACCGAGAAGAUUGACUGAUAUGAUUCAUCCGAGAUCAGUUUGUGAUUGUUCAUGUUUUAGAGUUGUGUCAUUAUUUAUAUAUUUGAUCAGGUGAAGAUUGAACCAACUUUAUAUAUAUAUAGGUGUGUCCAAUAUAACCAAAAUAAAUAUAUAUGAACAUUUAUAACCAAGAAUCAAUAUAUGUUUCCAUCAGAAUGAGUGAAGAUUGUCUGUAAAGUGUAGUGUGUGAGAAGAGAAGUGGACAGUACACACUAAACACAAAACAGUCUCGACUGUCUGUUUUUCACGAGCGCCAUCUUGGCUCAAGUUACGUAAGAGGAAGAAUGUACAGUGCGGGCGAAUUUACUGACUAACUCGCAGCAUUAGAUGAACCAACUGACUAAAACAGGCUGUAUUCUACCGAAACAAAUGUUCUACUCUCCAAAUUCUAGAAUCAAUUAGCGUCAGGGCGAGAAAACACGUUUUUUGAGCCGCCGUGCGUUACGGUAUGCGGGUGCCCGCGUGAGCUGUAGAGCUCUACUGCAGUCAGCAGCCAAUCAGAGCCGCGCGUCGCGUCACGUGCCCCGCGCGCCCGAACCCUCGCGCGCGCUCUGCUGCGCGGUCACAGCUGCAGAUAAAAAAAAACAAUGCAAGCGAAACCGGUGAGAAAAUAGUGAAGAAUGGACGCGUUAAACGCAUCGGUCGCUCUUGUGAGAGGAGGACGCUUUUAAGGCGAGAUAUAAACUAACAGUGUGCUGAGACCAAAGGACGGGAUUCUCACCAGUGAAAAACAGCUAAUGUGGAUUACGUAUUCUUUGAUUUUCGGACAGUAGGAUUGUCCUGACCAUGCGUUCACAGCAAAGUUUCAUGUCGUUCAUGAACAGCAAAGCCAGUACAAUCCCUAGAAAAGACAUUGAUCGCCUGUGCUGUGCAAAAUGUCGCUUUUCCACCAAAGACACUGACCUGUUCGAGAGGCACGUGUCCCAUCAUCAGGAGGUAACUUUCUCCUGUGCGCUGUGCAGCCAUGUGUCCUAUUCUAAAACAGAGUCUCAGAAACACGUUGUCUCCCACACUGGCUCGUACCCUUACAGGUGUAGCUUCUGCUCGUAUGGAGCUGUGCGGAGAGACUACAUGGUGAAGCAUAUACUUCGUAUACACAAGAGAAAUGCGGAAGAAGGCUUCAUAACUGACUUUGCUGUAGCCACCGAAGAUUCAGAACACCAAUCUGUUCCUGAAACUCUUGGGAUUUCAGAUUGGCCUGAAAAGAAUGACCAGUGUUCAGUUCCCAAUUUCCACGUUGGAGUCCCCAGUGGAAGUCAACCCAGCCAAUCAUCUGUUGUUGGCAAAACACUGAAUCAAACCAGGAGUAAUCGUGCCCGGAUGACCUACAGUUUCACAACACCAUAUUUGACGAGCACAUCAACCGUCGUUCCAGUUUCUAAGACUCAGUUCACUAGUGCCGUUCCCAGCUGUUUUCCAAGUGCAAGUCACACAUUAGACAACAUGCCCCAAGUGGUACUUAGAUCACGGGAGGCAAACGGCAACCUACCGAACUCUCAACUCUCAAGUGCCGAUGGAAAAAACAAGGUUACUGUUUCGGAUAAGCUUAUUCCUAAAGCCAUGUUCCCAAGACGUGGUUCUACAGAAACACUAGAGCAAAGCCCAAGGGUUGGUGUUUCAGAAAAGGCUAUGACUGCAAGGACCUUUCCCAGAGUUCAGGUCCGAGCACCUGUUGAGUUGAACACCCCACUCAGAGCACUGCUUAAUACGCCCUUAUCCAAGAGGAAUAUCCAAAUGGAUCAGAGGUCUAGUCAGUCUACAACUGGGACUAACAUUGGGAUACAGAAACAAGUAGUACUUCCCAGCAGUACAAUCAAAAGUCCACUGCACUUCAGUGCAGAAAAGAGUAAUCAGACAAGAAUCAACUCCAGAGCUGCUGUAGGAUCAUCAGCGGAGGCAUCAAGCCCAUUAUCCAGUGUCCAAGUGGAACUUUUGGCCCCUUUGAACCAGCCUAUCCAACACAACAAGCCUUUGACCGUGUCCUGUCCAGAGGAGAUCAAUAUUCCUGCCGGGUGUUUGGUGGAACUGGUCGAGGUGAAAAACGUCAAUGGGACUCGAGAGCUGGAGCUACGGUUGAUCCCACCCAAUGGGACCUCUCCAGACCAGAAGAGCAAUGUGGAUGAACCUUCAUCAACCACAACUGGAAGCAAACUGUCCUUUAAAUGCCAAGUAGCCAAAGGGUGUCCAGUUAGCCCGUCCACGUCUACAUCAUCUCACAAAGUCAAACAGCAGCAGCCUUCAACAUGCACCAAUGUUCAGACUAUCACAAAAACUGCUCAAUCAGCACAUAAACAACAGUGUUCUUCAGGGACGCCAGCUAAGAGCAUGUGCAACCUGAAAACCAAGGAUCCAGAGAUUAUCACACUCGAAGGUCCAGAAUUGAGUUCUGAAAGCCUUCCAGUGAUCUCAUCAGUGUUCUCUCUUUGUCCUACACCUACAGUGACUCAAAGCAUCACAAAGUCCUUGCCAGAAACACAACGCUGGAUGGUCGCAAAGAAAGAGUCGAAGGAUGAGGUAAAGAGUGCAGAUCAAUCGCUGGUCUGUAGUAUUCUGAUUAAAAAGGAGGAUACUGAGGAGAAACCCAAAGGUGCUUCUUUAGGUCUCGAAGAAACAAAAACAGAGGAUAGAACUAGUCAAGGCUCUGUGAUAUCUAAGACUCAUGGUCAAGUAAAAACAUCAAAGAAAACCCUGAACACAAGCCACUCAAAACAAGCUCCAAAUCCAACAUUAGUUUUGCCAAAACGGAACAUCAUUCCAUCAAAUAAAAAUGACAUUUCGCUCCAAGACAAGGCAAUUUCUGAAUAUAAGUCUGGCCAAAACCACCAUUCCUGUGUUUCCAACAUGUAUCCAAAAGUAGCUUUGUUCAGGAUUCCAAGUGCAAUGUUGGAACCCAACAAGAAGCUUCCGGAAGCACCAACUCUGCAGGAGAGUUUAACGGCGCGACCGGUUCUCUGCUGCACACUAAGUGAGCAGAACGUCUCCGGAAGUCCUGAAGUGGCCAUCAAGCUUAUACUAAAGAGAAACCUUUGUGAAAGAGAAGAGAAGCACCAAGACUCACCACCACGUAAAAAGCGCAAGAAAGAAAAGAGGAAAGCCAAGAAACACAGGUCAUCUUUGGUUGGGAUGGGCCUUCCUCGAUUCUCAACCAAACGUCACCAAGAACUGAGGUUAACUCCUCUGAAAGCGAAUCAGCGGAUCAAGCUUCCCGGCCCAAACCAGCCGGUUGUGGUUCUGAACCACCCUAAUCCUUCAGUUCAGAGGAUCAAUGUUGGCAUUCAAACCCUGAAGAACUAUAAAUAUAUUCGCUCAGCGGAUCAUGAGCAAGAACAACCGGCGAGGAAACAGCCUUCAUUCAAGAUGAAACUCAAGAAAGUUAAUGGACAGAAGUAUCAGGUAAUUGAGUUUGUUCUAAAGGGAGUCUCGGAGAAACCACUCUCAUGAAACACCAGCUAUGUAAAUAUUUAACAUAUUGAUUUUUACGGUUUAAAAAGCCCAUGUAAGAUAAUUUUAAAGUUUAAUGGUAAAAAAGCUGGUCGGUGGACAAUGGUAAUUCAAUGCCAAUAAACAUUUAUCAUUAAAAUAUGGUGGGAUUAGGCUGACCAUGUAUUAGCCAUUCUACUCAUAUUGUAGUUAGAAAUAAAAAUAACUUUUCAACAUUACUUACCCGAGUCCUGCCCACUUGACAGCAGCAAUGACAAGCAUUCUCAUUUAUAUGUAUAAUAGUGUAUAAGUGAGACUUUUCUAAAAAAGGAAAAAUGUAAAACUGAACUGCAAAUAUGUUGAAGUUGUUCGUAAGAAGGUCAGAAACCCAGAGGUUUUAAUCAACACUAAUGUCUGUUUUAGGAUGUUGCGUGUCAUUUGUCACGACUGUACAGGAUCUUCAUCUUAUGUUUGGAGAUUCAAAAAUGUUCACAUGAAGUACAUUCACUGGAAUCUUUUCAUGUCGUUUUUAAUCAUAUUACCAGCACGUUAGCAUCAGUGUUAAGUGAGUGUUUUCUGAUUUUUGUGCACAUGGUCUUUGUUGGAUAAGGCUUCUUUGUCAUUUGUGAAAUUCAAACAUAUGACAGACACUAAAAGCGUUUUUGCAAACUAAGUUUUGUGUAUACAGACUCAGUAUUUCACUGUAAACUACAGCACACAUGUACACUUUCUGUCAAAGUCUGUACAUUAAACAGCUUUUCAUUUG
Messenger RNA from Puntigrus tetrazona (Sumatra barb), 5120 nucleotides. RefSeq lists its product as uncharacterized. Gene Ontology annotation, cellular component: nucleus. Gene Ontology annotation, molecular function: DNA-binding transcription factor activity, RNA polymerase II-specific; RNA polymerase II transcription regulatory region sequence-specific DNA binding. The transcript has 3 exons. Bases 1721 to 4375 code for a protein of 884 amino acids. Lineage: Eukaryota; Metazoa; Chordata; Actinopteri; Cypriniformes; Cyprinidae. The record is from RefSeq and is a predicted model, not a curated record. Gene Ontology annotation, biological process: regulation of transcription by RNA polymerase II.